UUUCGCGUCUUCAUUCUUAGCGAUUUAUGUUUACAUGUUGUAGUGGCGCCUCCAAGCGUCACCCUUGCACGGUUUUUUAAAAGUUUUUUCUGUCUACCUUAAAAUUUCACUCGCUCUUUAGCGGUCCGGUCUCUCUGAGCUCCUCAUUUACGUGUUUCCGUGCCGAACCCUUCGCACGUCAACUCAGCUCCCGCAACAGUAUAUAUUUUCACCGUGUCUAGUGUGCUCUCAAAAUGGGGAAGAAACGUAGAAGAGAAAAUAGUGAAGAACGGAUCCGCAGGAAGAUUCAAAAACUAGAAGGAAAGUUACAGAAGCGAAGAGUACGAGUGAUUUAUUCAUCCGAUGAUGAACCUGAACGUCCACGUGGCCCUACGCCGGAUGUGGCGCGCCCGGGUUCUCCAACCGAUGCAGAGGUAUGGGCGUUCAGCCCGACGCCAUCGCCGCCGCCCGAGCCCGUGCCGCCGCCAGACGAGCCGAGCCCCGCGGCGCCGCCCGCGCCCCCGCCGCCCCCGCCGUCCCCGCCGCCGGGCCCGUCAUCAGCCCCGGAGCCCCAACUGCCCACACCCUGCGCCUCCGCAGAGGAGACGCCGCAAGCCGACCUGGAUGAUGAGGUUCUCAGGCUUCUCGGUGAGGCGCCGGAGUCAGAGACUGUAUUCGGUAAGGCCGUGCAUAAAGAUAUUGCUGCCAGGUGGACAGAAAUAAUUAAAAAAGGUCUUACGAAGGAAGCAAAAGACAAGAUUUUCAAAGAUUAUUAUGUACCCGAGAACUGUGAGUUGCUGCUCCCUCCCAAGUUAAAUCCAGAGGCAAAAGCCGCUUUAACUGAGAGUUUCAUCAAACGUGACGCUUCCUUGGAACUAAGACAGAAGCACCUAACUGUGGCUGUUUCAGCCUUAGCCCAUACUAUGGAUAAUAUCAUUUCAAACAGAGAUCUUUACAAUGCAGUAGGACAGAGAGUUUUACAGCCAAUUAGCGAUGCUUGUCGCAUAAUGUGUGAUAUGCACCAUUAUGAAACAAUGACACGAAAAAAAUUCGUAUAUUCAUCUAUCAACUCAGAGUUAAAAGAUGCACUGACUAACUCGAAAACUGACAAGUUCCUUUUUGGUGAAAACAUGUCCGACAGAUUGAAGGCAGCGAAAACUGUACAGAGAUCUGGAGAAGCCCUCAAAGUUACACAAGCACGGGCAAACCCAAGGUAUGCAGCUCCUGCGAGUUCAUUCAACUAUAGGAAUCGGGAAAACUUCAAAACUCUGCCGCAACUAAGGAGGCCGAAUGCGGGCAGGUUUCAACAGGCCCCGACUCGGCAACAGCCAGCGUACCCGCGCGGCCAGACGGCGCCAGCCCGGCCGUCCCCGUACGCCCCCCCCGCGCGCCCGCCGCCUCCGCCGCCGGCUCCGCAGCGCAGGAACACCCGCCGCUAGACGAGGUAUCGUACGCAGGCAGAUUACGCUAUUUUUAUGACGAGUGGGUGAAAAUCACUAACGAUAGCAAUAUAUUGUCAUGGAUUGAGGGAUACCAGAUUCCUUUCUUAUCUAAACCAGUGCAAAUGAUUUUACCGUCUCAUUCUAUAUCAGUUAGCGAG
Messenger RNA from Plutella xylostella (diamondback moth), 1579 nucleotides. The record is from RefSeq and is a predicted model, not a curated record. NCBI's taxonomy places the organism in Eukaryota, Metazoa, Arthropoda, Insecta, Lepidoptera, Plutellidae.